Thlaspi arvense is the source of this 1455-nucleotide messenger RNA. The record is from the annotation of a GenBank genome assembly. Lineage: Eukaryota; Viridiplantae; Streptophyta; Magnoliopsida; Brassicales; Brassicaceae.
AAAACCAGUUCAGAAGUCUCAUCCCCUAUUCCCCUGCCUUUCACAAUUCGAGCUUUUCUAGCGUCUUGGCUUUGCUCCCCUUUUUUUAUAUUUUGUCUCAUCAUCUCUGUUUUCUUUGUGUUUGUGUCGACUAAAACACAAUCUUCGGUUUUACAAGACAUGGAAAAGCUUAGUUCUGAAUCUCCUGAUGAUCUGCUGUUGAAGAUACUAUCGUUUCUUCCAACAAAAGUUGCUGUAAGCACAAGCGUUUUGUCGAAGCGAUGGGAGUUUCUUUGGAUGGAUUUGUCUGUACUUGAGUAUGAUGACAGUAUUCUCCCUAAGGAUAGAAACGAUCGACUGUGGAAAUGCAACAUGAUGCGACCUUUUAUCGGUAGGAAUAUGUCAUUACAUAGAGCUCCGGUCAUAGAGAGCUUCCGUAUCAAUUUCAACACUGCACCAUUUGAGCCUGAAGAUAUCAAAUUUUGGGUUGCAAAUGCAGUUUUUUGCUGUGUGCGCGAGCUAAGUAUUAAUUAUUCUUUAAAUUCCAUUGACAGGCCUAUAGCAUAUCUUCCUAGUAGCUUGUAUGUUUGCGAAUCUCUCGUGUCAUUGAAACUGGAGGGUAGGAUUCUCGUGGAUGUUCCUCGUGUUGCUUAUAUUCCUUCAUUGAAAAUUCUUUCCCUUCGACGUGUGACAUACAAAGUUGAAUCAAUUCUUGAACGGCUUGUAUACUAUUGUCCUGUUCUUGAGGAUCUAGUUGUGGAAGAAAGUGGAGAUCUGGAAGCAUUGGUGGUAAUCUCUCCGUCCUUGCAGAGAUUAACCCUAGAGAUAGAUAUUGAAUGUUAUUCAUAUGGGAUUGUGAUAAACACUCCUUCCUUGGAAUAUUUCAAAGUUACGGAUAAUUGGAAUAGUGAUGGUGAAGCUUAUAUUCCCUCCUAUUUUAUUGGAAUUGAAGAUAUGCAUAAGCUGGAGGAGGCAUAUAUGGAUUCUAAAUUCUUCAGUAUCGGUGACUUUCUCAAUAAGUUAACCACACCAGUCACAUAUGAUAUAAUUGGUGAAGGUAUUGCCUUCAACCAGCUUGAACAUUUGAAGCUAUGUUCAUGUCAAACAGACUUGUCAGAUUUACUUAUCCGUUUGCUUGAAGAAUCUCCUAAUUUACUUGAACUUGAGAUCUACCGUCGUUAUGAACAUGAUCCUAGUGAAGAACCAUCGGUUUGUUGGGAGAAUUCUGAUCCUCAAUGUUUCUUGCGGAGUCUCCAAACUUUUAAGUGGACGAGCUUCGGUGGAUCGAAGAACGAGAUUGAGCUAGUGAAAUAUAUCUUGAGGAAUGCUUGUUGCUUAAAGACUGCAACAAUCUUGGGUCUCUCAUCUCAUGAUCCAAAGAAAAAACUUGAGGUUAUGGAGGAGUUGUCACUUUCUUCCAGAGGUUCAACAUCAUGCCAACUUGAAUUUUUUUGCAAGGUCCUAAACUAUUAUCAU